Molecule: messenger RNA, 2865 nt
Organism: Pocillopora verrucosa
Lineage: Eukaryota; Metazoa; Cnidaria; Anthozoa; Scleractinia; Pocilloporidae
Product: neuroepithelial cell-transforming gene 1 protein
Biological process (GO): positive regulation of Rho protein signal transduction
Molecular function (GO): guanyl-nucleotide exchange factor activity
Source: RefSeq, a predicted model, not a curated record
ACUGUUAUUUGUUGCGUUAUCUUGUUGUAAAACCGACUAAGACAAGCUAGAGUAGCUUAAUUUUCUCUCGUAAACGAUUUGAAUUUCAUUGAGAGAGUCUCUAGGCAGCACUCAAAGUCAAUGAUGUAAAUAUCCACGUAUUAUUUGAGGCACAGAUGUCAAGAACACUGAAUUUGGAUAAAAGUGAAGCUCUAGAUUCAAGUGUAAGAAAGAAAGACGACAUUCUUUGCAGAUCUUUGAGAUCUUUCAAGAAACGUGGCAGCCAUUUAAACAUAAAGAAUCUUGACAUCAAAGAUAUCAAGAAACAAUUAAGGAAAAGGAAACGCAGUGAUCAGCAAGACAGUGCGACAAAUAUGGAGAUUAAGGAACCUACAACAAAGAAGAUUUGCCCUGUUUCCAGUAUGACUGUGUCAGCUGAUGCAUCACCUGAUGUAGCCAAGAAAGGAAUCUUAGUACAGCGAUCAGUAAGUUUACGAUCCAGUCUAACAGUCAAAGAUUCUGACUUUGCCAAAAGGUAUAGGCUUCUCCCUACUCCAACAAAGCAUCGGCCAAGCAAGUCUUGGAGUGAGACAGUUUCUAGCAAUGGAAUUAGUACUACUCUUUCACAGACUGAAAUAAAACGGCAAGAGGCUAUUUAUGAGGUUUGCACAGGAGAAGAAAAUGUUGUGGCUGAUUUGAAAAUGAUAAAGGAGGUUUAUUAUGCACCAAUGUACAAACUAAAGCUAAUGAAUGAAUAUGAAUUUAUGAAGAUCUUUGGCUGUUUAGAAGUUUUAUUAGCUCUCCAUCAAGAUCUUCACGCGAAGUUAAAAAAUGCAAGAUCAAGCGAUGGUACAACGGACAGUAUAGGAGACAUCAUGUUAAACUGGUUUCCAGGUUUAAGAUGUUACGCACGAUAUUGUGCAAACCAAUUCGAAGCAAAAACCAUUCUCGACGAAAAACUUCGUCAAGGUGGAAGCGUCGCCGAUUUUUUGCAGAGAUGCCGUGACUCGCCAUUCAGUCGGAAAUUAGAUCUUUGGAGCUUUUUAGAUUCGCCCAGGAGUCGCCUGGUAAAAUACCCGCUGAUGCUGCGCAGCAUACAGAAAUACACGCCGAAAGAGCACUCCGACUGGCGAAAACUAGAACGAGCUAUUUGCCGUUUACAAGACAUUAUAGAAGAAGUGGACAGAAAAACAGGCGAAGCAAAGUGUCAAGAUGUACUUAGUAGAAUAGUUUUCUUGGAUGACAGACAGAUGUGCCCUCAUGUAUUCAAGUCCAAGAAGCUUUUAUGUAACGGCACACUACGAAAUAAACAUGGAACGAAGCUACAUGUGUUUUUGUCGGAGACAGUCUUUCUGCUCACUCGUCCGGCUACAAGACAGGACCGGGCCAGCUAUCAAGUAUUCACACAGCCAAUCCCAGUCGAGAAUCUGUUGGUCGAAGAUCUCUCAGACGGUGACGUCAGAAUGGGUGGUUCCUUCAAGACCGCGAUCUCAAGACUUGGUACAGCCAAACACGUUUUCCGAGUAUCAAGUACAGAUGCAGAAAAUGGUCAAUCACACACGUUACAAGCUCCCACAGAACAGGAGAAAAAACAAUGGUUGAACGCUAUUCGAAGCGUGAUACCCUGUCCGGAGAACUACAAGACUUAUCUCUGAUGUUACGCAGGGUUUCACGUCACGCAACACCUCAAAUUCUGGACAGUCCGUACGCGCUGAGGUCGGCUAGUUAAGAAUGAAUACCGUGGAUAUUACACAAGGAUUGUACAGCAGUUGGAAAUUGUUUAUGUGGGGGCAAUGAGUGUCCAAAUUAUCACCAGCGCUGGUUCCAUCGUCGUUUGAUGCCAUUAUAAUUUCGGUCUGAGAUGCGUUGACAGAACUGAAUCCUAGUUAGGACAUUUACAACAUCAAAGAGGUUUAUUAAUUUUCCUAUUAAGUUUCACAAGGAAGUGAGAUGGGUCGAAUUUUCUCCAUUUUGGAGUGAUUUAAAUUAUGAGAUUUACCAUGCUAAAGUUGCCUGCUUUUUUUCUUGUUCAAUUUUUGCGAAGAAAAGCGGAUUGUGAAAAAAAAAAACAACAACAACGAACAAACACAACAGUCGUUGCUUUCGCGGGUAGAAUAGUCUUGAUUCUUCAGACGCACCGACAGGUUUCGGUAACAAAAUAUUUCCUCUACUUUAUAGCGCGCUGUACCAUAAUAUUGUUUAUGUCUUGUAAUUUAUACUAAAAAAACUAGAGCAAUUUCCUCUCAACUAUCAAUAGAGCCGAUCGUCGCCUUUUCUAUGAAAAACAGCGAUGGGUCUAAGCGCGGAAAAAAUCACGGGUAAUCGGUGAGUCUUAGCUUGCACAGCACCUGAUUGGCUCUGGAAACAGCGCUUUAUUCUGAUUGGUCAAGUCAGAAUGCACGCAUAUCUUCUAGCCAACCAUUGCACCUUGAUAACGUGGAGUAAAUCUCUUUGGUAAAAAAAAAUUGAUGCAUAUUAGCGCUUGGCGACCGAUUUUCCUUGUCGUUUCAAGCAGUAAUAUCCUACAAAAUAUCUGGCGAAUAUAUUCUAAAAAGAAAAAUAUUUUAUGAUAACACGCAAUAAUAUAUUGCAUUUGUAAUGUUAGUGAUCAAAUUGAUAAGUAAUGCUUUGGAAAUUUAAGUGAUAAUCGUAGGUAUGUGAUUUAGGAAAAAUUUAGUUUAUCCACAUAAUGAGCCAUAAACUUUAAUGAAAAUUUGGUUUCAAAGCCAUACGACUUUCUUACAUAGUACAUACGAAAAUUUUGUGUAUAUAUAAGUGCUGUAAAAAAGUUUUUCUGUGAGGUUUUUGACACGUCGUUUACAGUUGUUCGUCUCGUAUUGUGUUUUGUUUCAGUUCACGUUUAAAUAAAAUCUUUGGGAUGAGAAA